UUCUCUGACUGUCCUUCUCUCUUUCGACAAAAGAGUCCACAAGAAAACUGUAUUCUCUCUGUAUCUAUAUUUCUCUUUACACAUACAUAUACAAUUAUACAGUUCAGUCACUAUACACACACAGUUUCUGCAUCUGGGUUGUGCCACAUUCAUGGCAGAUUCAACAAAGUACCUACCAAUUACUUCAAGAACUUUAGUAUCAGACUUGAAAUUGAAAAAUAUAUUUUCUUUUAGAACAAAGAAAACAAGAGCUUUUGUAUAUGUAUUCGUCGCUAUUUUCGUUGCAGUUACUUUUUUCUUAGCAUUUAAUCCUUCCCCUGAUCCUUCAUCUCCUUGGUUUUCCAAUAUUUUUACAACAAGCCCAUCUUCAUCUUCAUCUUCAUCUUCUCAAUUAUCUUCAAUUUAUUCUUACUUUUUUCCAUCAAAUUCUUCAAAAAGUUUUGAUCUUUCUUCCCCAAGUUCAAAUGUCACCAUUCCAGGAUCUCCAACUGAUAAACCCCAUGUGAAAAAAGAUCCCACAGUUGCUCAAAAUCAAACCCAAGUGAACCAAACCACAAAUGGGCCAAAUUUAGCAACACAAUUCAACAAACCAGAAUUGAAAAAUGCAACUGAAAAUGGAAUUCAAAAACCUCUUGAAUCAGUGCCGAAAUAUAUGGGGAAUGGUUCUGUAAGUGGGCCCAGUCCAAAACUUGAAGAAAAAAACAGAGGAAAUAAUGUUACUUCUUUGGGCCAAAAACAGGGGAAUGAAAAACAAGGGUUUGAUGAAUUGUUGAAGGGUUUAGUGGGUUGUGAUUUGUUUGAUGGAGAAUGGGUUAGAGAUGAGACAUAUCCAUUGUAUAAACCUGGUUCUUGUUCAUUGAUUGAUGAACAAUUCAAUUGUUUCUCAAAUGGUAGGCCUGAUUUAGGGUUUCAAGAAUACAAGUGGAAGCCUAAAGGUUGCACUUUACCAAGGUUGGAUGGAAGCAAAAUGUUGCAAAUGUUGAGAGGAAAGCGGUUAGUUUUCGUUGGGGAUUCUUUAAAUAGAAAUAUGUGGGAAUCAUUGAUUUGUAUCUUAAGAAAUUCGGUUAAAGAUCAAAGUAAGGUUUAUGAAGCCUCAGGAAGGCACAAUUUUAGAUCAGAACCUUCUUAUGCUUUUAUAUUCAAGGAUUAUAACUGCACAGUAGAGUUCUUUGUGGCACCAUUCUUAGUUCAAGAAUGGGUAACCAAAGACAAAAAUGGAACAAGGAAGGAGACCCUGCGGCUUGACUUGAUCAGUAACUCAGCCCAUCAGUACAGAACUGCAGACGUGGUUGUUUUCAACACCGGGCAUUGGUGGACUCAUGACAAGACUGCCAAAGGGCAAGAUUAUUAUCAAGAAGGUGGACAUGUUUAUAGCGAACUUAACGUUUUGGAGGCCUUUCGUAAAGCGAUAACAACAUGGGGAAUGUGGGUUGAUGCUAAUAUUAACCCUGCAAAAACUUCUGUUUUCUUCAGAGGAUAUUCUGCAUCUCAUUUCAGCGGUGGGCAAUGGAAUUCUGGAGGAGCAUGCGACCAUGAAGUCGAGCCCAUCAACAACACUACUUACCUUACGGCUUAUCCAGACAAAAUGGUUGUUUUGGAGAAAGUUUUCAAAGGAAUGAAAACCCAAGUGUUGUAUCUAAACAUAACGAGACUAACGGAUUUCAGAAAAGACGGCCACCCUUCAAUCUACAGGAAACAACAUUACUCAACAGAAGAACUAAAAUCACCAUUACAUUUUCAAGAUUGUAGCCACUGGUGCUUACCUGGUGUUCCUGAUGCAUGGAAUGAAAUCCUUUAUGCUCAACUUUUGGUCAAACAAUACCAAAGUCAACAGAAAAUGUGAAUUGCCUAUACUUGUUAAGUUCCUUUUAAAAAAAUUAUAGAAAUAUAGAUUUAGAAUACAAAUAAGAAUAUACAUAUAGUUUCUAGUUUGAGUUUUGAAAAAUACUGUCUAUAUGUGUAAAUUGUACUCGUAAUUGUAAAGAAAAGGAGGCUUUGGGCUAUAAAUUUUCAUUAAUUUAUUAUUA
Molecule: messenger RNA, 2027 nt
Organism: Erigeron canadensis
Lineage: Eukaryota; Viridiplantae; Streptophyta; Magnoliopsida; Asterales; Asteraceae
Product: protein trichome birefringence-like
Exons: 5
Coding region: 152-1843 (563 amino acids)
Cellular component (GO): Golgi apparatus
Molecular function (GO): O-acetyltransferase activity
Source: RefSeq, a predicted model, not a curated record